Seminavis robusta is the source of this 846-nucleotide messenger RNA. NCBI's taxonomy places the organism in Eukaryota, Bacillariophyta, Bacillariophyceae, Naviculales, Naviculaceae. The record is from the annotation of a GenBank genome assembly.
AUGAUGCAUAUGCCGGCCACGGAGAUCCCAACAGACCCAAAUUGCUUCAAUGACAUCACUGGAUUGGUGCACUGCUUCGCUCGACGAGAAAGUGGAAAUCGCAACAAGAAAAUUGUCUUUUACCUGGAAGGUGAAGAGAAGACUCCUCCACGUCCCAUACUCAUCGCACAAAAGCAAAAGGAUGGAAAGUUCUACAUUUUUGCCGUGUCGACAGAAGAGGAUCCUCACUUGAACCGCACCAUGAAAAAAGAAAAGUGCCACUACAUUGGAAAGAUACGACGGACUCGCAUCAAAAAGUCCAAGCUCGUGGUCAGUUCGCUCUUUGUCGGAACCAAAGAACACAAGGAGCAGGUUGCUGCCACAGUGUAUGACUCUUCAACGCUGCGUUCUCAGGUGGUAAAUGGCUUUCCGGAUCGACUAGUCUAUAGUAUCGUCAAAACGCCUGAGCAAAGCAGCAGCAUGGAGAAUCCUCAAGUCGCCGGCCAACAGGAGCAAGCCGCAUCAACCAGUUCGCAAUAUCCUCCAAUGGCCUCCUGCCCCCGCAUUGACGAUGUCAUUCGCUAUCACUCCGGCGGCAUAUCUGAGAUUGGAGAGCUCUAUGACGGUCUCCAAGUCUUUCGGAAUCGUCAUCGCGCAGAGAGCAAGCAUCAGGGGCCCUUUCUGAUCCGUUUCCGAGGCCGUGGUGCUAGAUCCUCUCAGAGGAACAUACAAAUUGUCCACCCAUCCACAGGUGAACUUGUAUUCCAGAUGGCUAGAUGGAACGAAGACGAGUUCACAGUCGACUUUAAAGGCCCAUACACACCAUGCCAAGCCUUUGCAAUCGCACUGGCACAACUCGAGUCAUAG